Messenger RNA from Effrenium voratum, 2288 nucleotides. Lineage: Eukaryota; Dinophyceae; Suessiales; Symbiodiniaceae. The record is from the annotation of a GenBank genome assembly.
GUUGAACCAUGGAUGAGUUGAUAGCAUUUGUUUGAAGCCCCGCGGUGGCGCCUCCGGGCUUUCUGUGCGGAUCGCCGAGCCGACGGACACCACGAUUCUGGAUCCCGCGCCUGGAGGAUGCUUGAGCUAUGGCCAGAAAGCGAUAUCGCGCGAGUUCUGGAAGCCGGUCGAGCUCGCGUGCGAGCCGGAAGAGGCGGAGGCGGAGCGUGUCCAGCUCGUAUUACAGCUCGAGCCGAAGCUCGCGGAGCUCGCCCUCGAUCUUCCGCAGAAGACAUAACGCGGGGAAGAGCCGCAGCAAGGAAAGACCAGCAAACAAAGCUCCGACACCUCAGAAGGAUGCCAGGAAGCAGGGCGAGAAGGAUGCUAAAGGCAAGAAGCUGGAGAUAGAGCUGAAGGUUCCGAAAGAGGUGAAGAACUCGAAGCUGAAGGAGAAGCAGGCAAAGAACGGCAAGCCAGCCAACAAGGCUGAAGCGAAACCUGUAGCGAAGGAGAAGGUCAAAGAGAAGCAGAAGGAGCCAGGAAAGCAACCGCAAGCGGAGCCGAAGGAGAAGGCCGGUGAUGGGAAAGCCAAGGAGAAGCCGAAGCAGAAGCCGACGGAGAAGCCGACGGAGAAGCCGAAGGAGAAGCUGACGGAGAAGCCGAAGGAGAAGCUGACGGAGAAGCCGAAGGAGAAGGUGGCGACGCCAAAGGCCAAAGAGAAGGAUGGCAAGCCGUCGGAUCAGCCGAAGCCCAAAACAGACUCCGCAAAGGAGAGCAAGCUGCAGGACCCCCCCAAUGAGACCAUCCAGGCUGAGGUGUCGCAAGACGCGAAGGAGAAGCCGCCGGAGAAGCCCAGGGACAAGGUCUUGGACAAGGGUGGCAUUGAGGCACUGCAGCAGAGCCUCUCCCAGGACACUCACCACCUCCAGUUCAUGUUGCUGCAGGCCAAGCGCGACAUGGACGACCGCCGUGAUACCUUGGAGAAGCAGGAGCGCCGCGAGAAGGAGUACUACCGGGGUGACUUCGGAGAGCCGCUGGGCCCCGAGAACCGGCUGCUGCUGGAGGAGGCCCUGGGCCAGGGCGCCUUCUCCACGGUGUUCCGGUGCCGGGACAUGAAGGCUGAAGGGGAAAGACACUACGCAGUGAAGUUCAUUCGCAAAAACAGCGUGCUGCGGAGCGCGACGGAGCAGGAGGUGAAGCUGAUGCGGCGGCUCCGGACUAAGGCCUCCGAGCUGGACCCCGAGGGCGCGCGCUGCUUCCUGGGCCUUGCCGGGCCGGAGGUUCUCGAGCACGAGGGCCACUUGGCCCUCUGCUUUCAGCUGCAGAAGUGCGAUCUGCGCUCUGCUUUGAAGCGCUGGGGGCAAGGACAAGGCCUGCCGCUGGGGCUCGUGCGAAACUACGCCCGGAACAUCUUCAUGGCGCUUCGGGCCUUAAGACUGGUGAGCAUCGUGCACAGCGACCUGAAGCCGGACAACUUGCUGGUGUCCAUGGACAAGAUGUCCGUGAAGCUUUCCGACUUCGGCUCGGCCAUGGAUGUGAAGGACCGCUUUCGCCCGGAGAAGGCCGCAGAAUCCCUGCAGCCGCGGUUCUACCGGGCGCCGGAGGUGAUCCUGGGGCAGCCCUACGACACGCAGAUCGAUGUGUGGAGCGCUGGGUGCACGGUCUUCGAGCUGGCCACCGGCAAGUUCCUCUUCACGGGCCGAGACAACAACGAGAUGCUCUUCCGCAUGUUGCGGCAGCUGGGCGCCUUCUCCCGGAAGUUCUGCGGGGCGGGCAAGCUGUCGGACAAGCACUUCCGUCGCGAGGACGGCGCCUUCCGCUGCGGCGCGGACGCCCACGGCGCGCCUCUGCGCUUCAUGGGCCGCGAGGAGUUCCCAAGGCCCAGCAGGCCCAUCCUGGAGGAGCUGAGCGCCCUGCAGACGGACGGAGAGGGCGCAGGGCAGGUGGCAGCAAAGGCCCUCGCAGACCUGCACCCCUUUGCAGGUUUCUUGGCAUCGCCGCUUGUGACGAGGGCAAGUCGUGAAAUGGCGACCGCACAGGUUGGGCUGGCUCGUGCCUGGCCUCGAAAGUCCAGGGUCUUGGCCUGCGUGUCGCCAGACCCGGGCAAACGCCUGGAGCCAGACACCGCCCUGGCGACCUGCUUCCUGCGGCCCUCGGGGAACCAGCGGAUCGAAUGAGCUCCAGCGAUCCUGGAUUGGCGCCUCGCAGUGAGAAGCGUCGGUUUGUAGAGCCUCGAGGCUCGGGCUCGGAGAUUCGGUUCUUUCCACUUGCCCACCAGAUGCCCACGCAUUGACUCUUGACGGAGGAAC